Molecule: messenger RNA, 2829 nt
Organism: Triticum dicoccoides
Lineage: Eukaryota; Viridiplantae; Streptophyta; Magnoliopsida; Poales; Poaceae
Product: probable leucine-rich repeat receptor-like protein kinase At1g35710
Exons: 5
Coding region: 1-2829 (942 amino acids)
Biological process (GO): protein phosphorylation
Molecular function (GO): protein kinase activity; ATP binding; protein binding
Source: RefSeq, a predicted model, not a curated record
AUGCCAUCUUGCUCAACACCUUGGUUCUACCUACUGCUUGUGUCGUGCCUUCUUCUCUUGAAAGAAGCGCAUGCGGCGCACCAUGGAGGGAUCUCACUGAGGUCUCAACACAUGGCCCUCCUCCACUGGAAAGCUACACUUGCGAGCACACCGCUGCAGAUGAGCUCUUGGCAGGAAAACACCAGGCCCUGCAACUGGUCGGGCAUCAUGUGCACGGCUAUCCGCCAUGGCCGCCGCAUGCCCUGGGUGGUCACCAACAUAUCCCUGCCUGAUGCAGGCAUCCAUGGUCAGCUUGGUGAGCUCAACUUCUCAGCCCUUCCAUUCCUCGAAUAUAUUGACCUUCGGAACAACAGUCUCCAUGGUGCACUACCCCCUAGUAUCAACUCCCUGUCAGCACUUUCGGUGCUUAACCUUACCUACAACCAGCUCACAGGGAAAAUUCCUAGUGAGAUUGGUAACCUGCAAAGUCUCAAGCUGCUCGAUCUCUCAUUCAACAAACUCGCAGGGCAUAUCCCUGCAUCUUUGGGCAACCUCACAAUGUUAACUGAUCUUCUCAUUCACCAAACCAUGGUAUCAGGUCCCAUUCCUGAGGAGAUUGGAAGGCUUGUCAACCUACAACUUUUACAGCUAAGCAACAGCACCUUAAGUGGCACGAUACCAAAAACCCUUGGAAACCUAACCCAACUAAAUACUUUGUUGCUCUAUAGCCCAAUUCCAAUCCCCAUAACCAAUCUCACUGGGAUAAACCAACUUUUUCUUUUCGAAAACCGGAUCACAGGUCCAAUACCCCGAGAACUAGGCAACCUCGCUAUGCUAAAUGAACUUUGGCUCGACAGAAAUCAAAUCACUGGUUCAAUACCCCCAGAACUAGGCAACCUCACUAUGCUCAAUGAUCUUUAUCUCUAUACAAAUCAAAUCACAGGUCCGAUACCUUUAGAAUUGGGAAACUUGCUGAACCUCUGGAUUUUAGACUUGUUCGACAACCAAAUAUCUGGAUCUAUUCCUAAUAGCCUAGGAAAUAUAACCAAGCUAGUAGAACUGCAUCUCCCUCAAAAUCAGAUAACCGGUUCCAUACCCAAGGAAAUUGGCAAUCUGAUGAACCUUGAAUAUUUAGGCUUGUAUCAGAACCAAAUUACGGGAUCAAUGCCAAAAACUUUGGGAAGGCUGCAAAGCAUCCAAGACAUGCAAAUCUUUGACAACAAAUUAUCAGGCACUCUUCCUCAAGAAUUUGGAGAUCUCAUAAGCCUUGUUCGUCUUGGACUAUCUAGAAACUCACUUUCAGGACCUUUACCCGCAAAUAUAUGUUCAGGUGACAGAUUUCAAUAUCUCGAUGUCUCUUUUAAUAUGUUCAAUGGCCCCAUUCCAAGCAGUUUGAAGACAUGUACUAGUUUGGUUCGAAUUGACAUUCGGUCAAACAAACUAACAGGAGAUAUAUCUCGGCAUUUUGAAAAGCUAAGCAAUCUAGGAUACCUUGAUAUAUCUGGGAAUAGAUUGAGUGGAUUAAUACCAGAGGAACUAGGGGCCUGCAUGAAACUACAGUCCUUGAAGAUCAACAACAACAACUUUAGUGGCAAUUUGCCUGCUGCGAUUGGAAAUUUAGCAGCCCUGCAAAUCAUGUUAGAUGUGAGCAACAAUAACCUCAGCGGUGUGUUGCCACAACAACUUGGGAAGUUGGAGAUGCUAGAAUAUCUGAAUUUAUCACAUAAUCAGUUCAGUGGCAGCAUUCCAUCCUCCUUUGCAAGCAUCGUUAGCCUUUCAACACUUGAUGUGUCCUACAACGACUUGGAAGGACCAGUCCCAACAGCACGGCUACUCCAAAAUGCUUCAGCAAGUUGGUUUCUUCCCAAUAAAGGUCUGUGUGGUAACUUCUCCGGCAUGCCACCUUGUUAUUCAACCCCAAUAGCUGCUCACAAAAAGGGGAAGAUACUUGGUUUUCUUUUGCCAAUUGUUCUUGUGAUGGGUUUCGUCAUUGUUGCUGCAAUUGUUGUGAUAAUAAUACUUACUCGUAAGAAGAGAAAUCCACAAGAAAGUGUUACCGCUGAAGCAAGGGACCUAUUCUCUCUUUGGAAUUUCGAUGGAAGAUUAGCAUUUGAUGAUAUUGUAAGGGCAACAGAAGACUUUGAUGAUAAGUACAUCAUUGGAACAGGGGGAUAUGGCAAAGUCUACAAGGCACAACUCCAAGACGGGCAGCUGGGAAGCCUCCACGGAAUAUUGGAAAACGAGGAGCUAGCAAAGGAAUUAGAUUGGACUAAGAGAAUUGCUGUUGCAACAGAUGUGGCUCAAGCAAUAUUAUAUUUGCACCACGAAUGCAGUCCACCUAUAAUCCAUCGAGAUAUCACAAGCAACAACAUAUUGCUUGAUACAUCCUUCAAGGCUUUUGUCUCGGAUUUCGGCACGGCAAGGAUUCUUAAGCCCGAUUCAUCAAACUGGAGCGCACUCGCAGGAACGUACGGCUAUAUGGCUCCUGAACUGUCAUACACAUCUGUUGUGACGGAGAAAUGUGACGUCUAUAGUUUUGGCCUUGUUGUGCUAGAGCUAGUGAUGGGCAAGCACCCAAGGGAUCUCCUAGACGGUAGUUUGGCAAGUGGGGAAGAAGCUAUGCUGGUGAAAGAUAUUCUAGACCAACGGCCGACGACACCAACAACAACAGAAGAGAAGAGCUUAGCUCUGCUCGUCAACCUGGCCUUCUCUUGCUUGGAAUCUUCUCCACAAGCAAGGCCAACCAUGCGGAAGGCAUACCAAAUGCUCAUCCAGCAACCUUGUUCUAGUCCAAGUCCCGUGCCUUUCAGCGCACUUACAUUACAGCAUGCGAUGCAUGUUGAUGUAUGA